AUGAAUGGAGGCCAAACAGUUGCUAUUGUUGGAGUUUCAGGUUCAGGAAAGAGCAUUAUAAUAUCUUUGAUGCAGAGAUUUUAUGAUCCAGUUGCGGGCCAAGUUUUACUGGACGGAAGGGAUUUAAAGCUCUAUAACUUGAGAUGGUUGAGGAGCCACUUCGGUCUGAUACAGCAGGAACCUAUUAUUUUCUCAACAACCAUAAGGGAUAACAUUAUAUAUGCAAGACACAAUGUCGAUGAAGCUGAGAUAAAAGAAGCAGCAAGAAUAGCAAAUGCUCAUCAUUUUAUUAGCAGUUUGCCUCACGGUUACGACACUCAUGUUGGGAUUAGAGGUUUAGACUUAACCCCAGGACAGAAACAGAAAAUUCCAAUUGCAAGAGUAAGAUUGAAAAAUGCACCUAUCUUAUUGUUGGAUGAAGCAAGUUCAUCAAUUGAAUCUGAGUCAAGCCGAGUGAUACAAGAAACUCUAGACACACUAAUAAUGGGAAACAAAACCACUAUUUUAAUAGUGCAAUAUCCCAGUUCGCAGGCUGUGGCUACAGUUACAAAAGCUAGAAUAAGAUUGAAAGGAAAAUGGCCCUACUCAAUGAUUGAGAGAAUAAAGUACUACUGA
This is a messenger RNA of Vicia villosa (hairy vetch), 615 nucleotides long. RefSeq names its product ABC transporter B family member 20-like. The record is from RefSeq and is a predicted model, not a curated record. The coding region runs from base 1 to 615 and encodes 204 amino acids. Gene Ontology annotation, molecular function: ATP binding; ATPase-coupled transmembrane transporter activity; ATP hydrolysis activity. NCBI's taxonomy places the organism in Eukaryota, Viridiplantae, Streptophyta, Magnoliopsida, Fabales, Fabaceae. The transcript has a single exon. Gene Ontology annotation, biological process: transmembrane transport.